Molecule: messenger RNA, 1359 nt
Organism: Brugia malayi
Lineage: Eukaryota; Metazoa; Nematoda; Chromadorea; Rhabditida; Onchocercidae
Gene: Bma-mab-9
Product: T-box protein 12, putative
Exons: 7
Coding region: 1-1359 (452 amino acids)
Biological process (GO): cell fate specification; positive regulation of DNA-templated transcription; regulation of transcription by RNA polymerase II
Cellular component (GO): nucleus
Molecular function (GO): DNA-binding transcription factor activity, RNA polymerase II-specific; RNA polymerase II cis-regulatory region sequence-specific DNA binding
Source: RefSeq, a predicted model, not a curated record
AUGGCUAGAAAAGGUGAGAAACGUUCCAUAGACACACUACAUGCAAAUAUUCCGGCAUCCGGACACUUUCCGGAUAUUCCGCUUGAUUUGGCAGCACGGAAACGAUUCAAAUUUAUGAUUGAUCAUUUGUUGGAUACGGAUGGUACAUAUGAAAAAGCUGAAAAAACGACAAUUGCUGCAGGAACCAGUAAUGAUAGUAAGGAUAAUGCUGAGAUGGACGAAGGUGAGAGUAGCAUGGAACAGUUACCCAAAACUUCACCGUUACCCGGGAAUUCUCAUAUACUUCAACAUAUCACAUGUCGACUGGAAGGACGAGAAUUGUGGAACAAAUUUUAUGAACUUAGCACCGAAAUGAUUAUUACUAAAAGUGGACGCCUUAAUUAUAGACGUAUGUUUCCGACGAUGAAAUUAAGUAUUAGUGGUUGUGAACCGGAUGUGUUUUAUUACGUGUUUCUGGAUGUAGUUCCGGUGGACAAUCGACGUUACCGGUAUAUUUAUAAUAAGUCAUCUUGGUUAACAGCCGGUAAAGCUGAACCUACACCUCGUAAUCGAUUGUAUAUGCAUCCUGAUUCUCCAUUCACCGGUGAACAGCUUUGCAAUCAAGUUAUAUCAUUUGAAAAAGCCAAACUGACCAAUAAUGAAGUUGACAAAACUGGACAUCUAAUUUUAAAUUCAAUGCACAAAUAUCAACCACGUAUACAUGUUGUGAGACGACCACGUGAGCGACCAAUUGAACAGGCUUUAACAAUUGAUUUGCACAACGAACAUUACAAAACAUUUCAAUUUAAAGAAACUCAAUUUAUGGCUGUCACAGCAUAUCAAAAUCAAUUAAUUACAAAGUUAAAAAUUGAAAAAAAUCCAUUUGCGAAAGGUUUUCGUGAUCCAAAUGGACGUUCGCCAGAAUAUGAUUUGGAAAUUCGUAAUGACAAUGCACCAAUGCUAUUACCCAACUUGUAUAGUCCAGCAAUUAUGCAACAAGCAUUAAUUCGUCAGUAUUGGGCAGAAAAGAUGCAUUCACGUUUUGCAUUACCGCCACAAUUCAUUUCACAAAUGUUUUUUGCAAAUAUUACUGCUAUACCUGUGUCAACCUCAACUUUACCUGUUGCUGCUGCAACUUGUCCACCGCGUUUAAAUUUUGAUCGCGAUUUAAUGCCAUAUAACAUUACCACUACCACUACCACUACCACUACAACCACCACUACUACUACUACUACUACUGUUACUACAACAAUUAGUACUAUUAAUACUACUACAACUACUAAUACUAAUAAUACUGCUACAAUUACUAAUGUUAGUGCAAUUGUGCAAGAUAAUCUGAAAAGGUUAACAGAUGAUCGACGUACUUCACUCAUUUCAUGA